Molecule: messenger RNA, 1328 nt
Organism: Lineus longissimus
Lineage: Eukaryota; Metazoa; Nemertea; Pilidiophora; Heteronemertea; Lineidae
Product: cell growth regulator with RING finger domain protein 1-like
Exons: 6
Coding region: 12-1010 (332 amino acids)
Biological process (GO): negative regulation of cell growth
Source: RefSeq, a predicted model, not a curated record
CUGUGAUAACUAUGGGGGACAGUUUUUCGUCAGCUCUCAGUUCCUUCCUAAAUUAUUCAAAUUUCUACUCCAUAGUUCUCAUUUUGAUUUGUUUUUGUGGCAUGGUCAUAUUCAUUGUUAGGUUGAAUGGAGAUCACUUUGCAAAUCGAUUCUACCAGCCACAGUCACAACCAGUAGCUGUUCCAAUGACUCGAAUGGUGGGUGUGAAUAACCCCUUCAUUUUGACACUGGAUGUGCCUUUGUCUUCCUCUUUAAACGAUGGUGUCCAUUGUACAUUGAACUGUAAUCAGCAGAGCGAACUUUACACCUACUGGGGAUUAGAUCUGAACAGUGUUCACAUCAAGAUAAGACGACACUGGCAAAUCAUCCUAUCGGAGAUUAAAGAUAGGACAAUGUUUUCAUCUCAACAGUGUUGUGUUCAAGAUGAGCCAAGAGUAUUUGAGCCUGGGGAGACCCACACAACUCAUCUCAUGUGUGAUUCAAUCACAGAGGAGGAACUCGGGCAGCCGCCAAGAUUGAAGUACCCAUUAGUUGUAAUUCUAGUCCCAUGUGAUACACCCUCGCAGGAAGACCCAAAUGUUGUUGCCAUGGUGACUAUAUUUCAUCUGAAGGAUUCCAUUUGUACAGGAACAUCUCAUAUAGUUUACCAGUUUGUGAUCUCAAAUACGGGACAGGUUUGUCCUUUACAGCAACUCUAUGUGAAUCAGCCCGAGGCCUCCAGUCAAGCAGAGGACGACCAACAGGAAAGAGACUGUGUUGUUUGCCAGAAUGCUCGUGCAUCCCGGGCCCUACUGCCUUGUCGGCACGCCUGCAUCUGUGGCAGCUGCUUCAAGAAGGUGGACAAGUGCCCCAUGUGCCGCGGAAAUAUAGACUCAUUCUUUUUCUUAGAUGGAUUUGAGGGCGGGGAAGUGCAAGCUCCACCAGAAGAGGUGGACUACUCAAAUAUGACAUGGGGCGAGAGAUUUGAACACUGGAAUGACAGACUGAAUGACAUGUUUGGAUUUACAUAGUGCUAUCUUUGUGAUAAUUAGGUUUUUCGAAUUGGCUAGAUCAACGAGUUAUUGUAAAGUAAAUAUUCAUAUAUGUCAUCGAUGUGUAUGUGCCAUAUUAUACCACUCAAUGCUGUCACCCUAUACUUUUUCUUCUUUUCUCAUUUUAAAACUAGUGGGACGAAUCGGGAACAAUAUCAUAGGAGUCACAAGUCACUGAUUGUGAUCUUUCUAAAGCAGAGUUCACUGCAGUUAGCACUGAAUGCUCAUGUGAUGGACUCGUCCCUCCAGUCAAAGACAGGAGUCGAAUGUACAACAGAGUAACAGUACUAGUCCCAU